Molecule: messenger RNA, 1775 nt
Organism: Acomys russatus (golden spiny mouse)
Lineage: Eukaryota; Metazoa; Chordata; Mammalia; Rodentia; Muridae
Product: zinc finger protein 664-like
Exons: 4
Coding region: 450-1706 (418 amino acids)
Biological process (GO): negative regulation of transcription by RNA polymerase II
Molecular function (GO): DNA-binding transcription repressor activity, RNA polymerase II-specific
Source: RefSeq, a predicted model, not a curated record
CCUUUUGGCUGGUUUAAGGCAUCUUUCCUUUUUGUUCCAUGACAAAUUCAGAAACUCAGUGUAUAAUCCUGUCGGCCCACUCAUUCAGUUCCAUUUCUGCCCUUGUGUUUUGAUGGAGCUGUGACUAGAAGUUGUUGAACUCCGGAGAUGGUGACUGGAAAUGCUCCCUAAGUAUUUUCAGUAUUCAGACACUGCAUGGACUUUGGGGACUCAUUUGUGGACUCCUCUUCCUAUGUUUUCUCGUUAUCUACCGAGCAUUGAACUGUGUCAGAAACCCAGGAGCUUUCUGAAGACUCUCUUUCCCAUUGUGCAGGACUCACUGAGAAGCUAGAGCUGCUCACUUGAAGCAGAAGCAGGAGCCCUGGAAGGUGGAGAGGAAGGAGACAGAGGCAAAUGUACCAGUUCCAGUCUUUGUUCCUGAGACAGAAAAAGAAGAGUGACAGAGAAAAAUGGCUGCUUCUCCAGUAAAUGUGCCCCAGGGUCUGUUGACAUUCAGGGAUGUGACUGUGGACCUCUCCCAGGAGGAGUGGGAAUGCCUGGACUCCGCUCAGAAGGCUUUGUACAUGGAUGUGAUGUUGGAGAAUUACAGCAAUCUAGUCUUUGUAGAGAACCAUCGUGUAUGUGGAAAAUAUGAAAAAUUCCUCUGUCAAGGCUCAAAGCACUUUGUCCAUCAGCAUGUGAACAUCCAAGAGGAGUCUUAUAAAUGUAAUGAACUUGGUAGAAUAAUUUAUGAGUCCUCCCAGUGUACACCUUAUGACACAAGUGUUACUGCAGGAAGCUAUAAUCAGUACAGAACUGGCAAAUGCAACGAUACCUCUAUUGAGUCAUCAACCAUAAACAGACCUAAAAGUAGGGACUCUAGAGAAGAACCUUGCAAGUUUAAAGACUGUGUAAACUGUUCACAUCUGUUUCCCAUCAUCAGUCAAAAUCAUAGAAUCUACCCAACCCUAAAUAUACACCAGACAAAUUCUGGAGAGAAACUCAAGAAAUGUAAAGCCAGUGGCAAGUGUUUUUAUCAGUUGUAUCAAGUUAAAUAUCAUUUUGAAACCUAUACAGGAGAGAGACCUUACAAAUGCAAUGACUGUCACAAAUGUUUUAGCCAGCUCACACACCUAAGAAGCCAUCAGACAAUUCAUACAGGGGAGAAACAUUAUAAAUGUAAUGAAUGUGGCAAAAUCUUCAGCCGAGUGGCAUACCUAAGACCCCAUCAGAGAAUUCACACAGGAGAAAAACCUUACAAAUGCAGUGAAUGUGAUAAAUGCUUCAUCCAGAAAGCCCAACUUACAAUACAUCAGAGAAUUCAUACAGGAGAAAAACCUUAUACAUGCAGUGAAUGUGAGAAAUCUUUUACGUGUUGCUCAGGCCUUAGAAAACAUCAGAAAAUUCAUACAGGAGAGAAACCUUACAGAUGUAGUGAAUGUGAGAAAUCCUUUACCAGUGGCUCAGAUCUUAGAAGACAUCAGAAAAUUCAUACUGGAGAGAAACCUUACAAAUGCAGUGAAUGUGGCAAAUGCUUUAUUCAGAAUGUCCAACUUAGAAUACAUCAGAGAAUUCACACAGGAGAGGAACCUUACAAAUGCAGCGAAUGUGUUAAAGUCUUUACCCACCUCUCAGGUCUAAGAAAACAUCAGAAAAUUCAUAGUAGGGAAGGAAAGUCUCCAUUAGUAAAUAAUGUGGCAUGUGUUUUAUCCAAGGUCUGCCUUUAGGAACUAUUGCAGGCUCCAUAGCAGAGCAUCAUAAACACAAGAAACUUCCGAAAUCCUGUAAUUAAUGUU